CCCUGGGCCUCGGUGGGGAGAGCGAGCGGGCCCGGGGCGCCGCGCUGUGUGAAAGCGGGACCUUCCGUGGCAGCGGAUUUAGGGGACGGGCGAGCUUGGGAACGGCGGCUCAGCUUAGCACGUGGAGAAGGGGCAGGUUGGAGGGUGGACCUGGAAGUGGGGAGACAGGCCGGCUCUCGCGGGUGCGGAGUCCCUUUGCCCCCUGACCCCGAGUGAAGGAGAGGGGGCUGCGGGAGGAUGUCUGGUCGCUAAAGCCCGACGUCUGACACGUGUGUCUUUUCGUUGAGGUGAAUCUGAUUAAUGAGCCCUUGGUGAUAUUUGUUUGUGCAACUACAGGCCAAGGAGAUCCCCCUGACAACAUGAAGAACUUCUGGAGGUUCAUAUUCCGGAAGAACCUACCGUCGACCUCCCUCUGUCAGAUGGACUUUGCUGUCCUGGGCCUCGGGGAUUCCUCUUACGCCAAGGCCUGGUUCGGGGCCAGCCUCGCACUCUCUGCACAGGUUCAAUUUUGUGGCCAAGAAGCUACACCGACGGCUGCUGCAGCUCGGGGGCAGUGCCCUGCUGCCCAUGUGCCUGGGCGAUGACCAGCAUGAGCUGGGGCCCGAUGCCGCCAUUGACCCCUGGCUGCACGACCUGUGGAAGAAGGUGCUGGACCUGCACCCAGUGCCCCUCGACCUGGGCAUCAUCCCCACUGGCAUUCCUUUGCCCUCCAAGUUCACCUUGCAGUUUCUGGAGGAGGCCCCCGUCACACACUCUGAGGAGCAGCAUGUGGCCAGGACGGACCCCCAGGAUUCCCCUUCAGAGCUGCACCCUUUCCUCGCACCCAUGGUCUCCAACCAGAGGGUCACCGGCCCCUUGCACUUCCAGGAUGUUCGCCUGAUCGAGUUCGACAUCACAGGCUCUGGGCUCAGCUUUACAGCUGGCGAUGUGGUGCUGAUCCAGCCCAAGAACAUAGCCCCCCACGUCCAGCAGUUCUGCCAGCUGCUGGGCCUGGACCCCGACCAGUGCUUCACACUGCAGCCGCGGGAGCCAGGUGUCCCCUGCCCCGUGCAGCUGCCCCAGCCCUGCUCUGUGCGGCGCCUCGUGUCCCAGUACCUGGACAUCACCAGCGUGCCGCGCCGCUCCUUCUUUGAGCUGCUGGCCUGUCUCUCCCCCCACAAGCUGGAGCGAGAGAAGCUGCUGGAGUUCAGCUCUGCCCAAGGCCAGGAGGAGCUGUGCGAGUACUGCAGCCGGCCCCGCAGGACAGUCCUGGAGGUUUUGUGCGACUUCCCACACACGGCUGGAGCCAUCCCCCCAGACUACCUGUUGGACCUCGUCCCCCUGAUCCGGCCACGGGCCUUCUCCAUUGCCUCCUCCCUGCUGGCUCACCCCUCGAGGCUGCAGAUCCUCGUGGCUGUGGUGCAGUACCAGACACGCCUCAAGGAGCCCCGCCGGGGCCUCUGCUCCUCCUGGCUGGCGUCCCUGGACCCUGAACAAGGACCUGUCCGGGUGCCCCUGUGGGUGCGGCCUGGGAGCCUGACCUUCCCAGAGACACCAGACACACCUGUGAUCAUGGUGGGGCCUGGCACUGGUGUGGCCCCCUUCCGAGCGACUGUCCAGGAGCGUGUGGCCCAGGGUCAGACCAGAAACUUCUUGUUCUUCGGCUGCCGCCAGCGGGACCAGGACUUCUACUGGGAGCCCGAGUGGAAGGAGCUGGAGAAGAGGGGCUGCCUGACCCUGGUCACAGCCUUCUCCCGGGAGCAGGAGCAGAAGGUAUACGUGCAGCACCGGCUCCGGGAACUCGGGCCGCUGGUGUGGGAGCUGCUGGACCACCAGGGCGCCUACUUCUACCUCGCAGGGAGGAGGGCGGGCUCUCCAGCCCUGACGCCGCUGCCUACCUUGCCAGGCUGCAGCGGACACUGCGUUUCCAGACUGAAACGUGGGCCUGAGAAGCCAUCCUGCUGGGGCGCUCAUUGUCUCCUCCCGCCCUAUGUGAUCCCAGGCGGGGGAUGGCCAGUCCUCCUGCACAGCCGCACUCCAGUCCACCCAGGGUCCCACACUCAGCCUGGACCCCCGCUGCCCUACUACCACCCCACCCCACCCCACUCUACCCAGCUUUGAAUCCACCCGCCUUGUCCAGGGUUCCAGGUUACUACUGGCCUGUCCCCACUGGCUCCAACUUGGGUCCUGGUCAGAGUGCUGCCCUGGGUUGCACAGGACCCAAGAAGCUACUGGCAGCCUGAUGGGCAUCAGGGGACCUCCCCAGAUGCCAGCUUUCAGAAAGCCUAGGAAUCUGGGGUGCAGGGUCCCUGGGAAGGCCAAAUGCCCCCUCCUCUGCCCUGGGGGACAGUGGGUUACCAGUCACCUUUUGCUACAUCUCCAUGCCGUACCACGAAGUGCUCAGUGCCAUCUUGGGCUUCACAGGGCUCAGGCUUGGGCUUGAAGACAGCAAGGACCCCGAGCAGCGGGAGGAGGCCCACCCAGCACACAUGUUCUUUGUCUGGUUCUGGGAAAGCCUCAGCAAUAAAUUGUGGGCUCUGA
Equus quagga is the source of this 2520-nucleotide messenger RNA. RefSeq names its product NADPH dependent diflavin oxidoreductase 1 (gene NDOR1). The record is from RefSeq and is a predicted model, not a curated record. The coding region runs from base 568 to 2100 and encodes 510 amino acids. NCBI's taxonomy places the organism in Eukaryota, Metazoa, Chordata, Mammalia, Perissodactyla, Equidae. Gene Ontology annotation, cellular component: cytosol. The transcript is spliced from 13 exons. Gene Ontology annotation, molecular function: NADPH-hemoprotein reductase activity; flavin adenine dinucleotide binding; FMN binding.